GGAGGACCGCACGCAGAACAUCAUCAUGGUGCUCAAGGACCGCAUGAAGAUCCGCGAGCGCAACAAGCCGGAGAUCUUCGAGCUCAUCCAGGAGGUGUUCGCGGUGACCAAGGCGGCGCACGGGCAGCAGAUGAAGGCCGUCAAGCAGAGCGUGCUGGACGGCACGUCCAAGUGGUCGGCCAAGAUCAGCAUCACCGUGGUCUGCGCGCAGGGCCUGCAGGCGAAGGACAAGACGGGCUCCAGCGACCCCUACGUCACAGUCCAGGUUGGAAAGACCAAGAAGCGGACGAAAACCAUCUACGGGAACCUCAACCCCGUGUGGGAGGAGAACUUCCACUUCGAGUGCCACAACUCCUCUGACCGCAUCAAGGUGCGCGUCUGGGACGAGGACGAUGACAUCAAGUCCCGCGUGAAGCAGAGGUUCAAGCGGGAAUCCGAUGACUUCCUGGGGCAGACGAUCAUCGAGGUGCGGACGCUCAGCGGCGAGAUGGACGUGUGGUACAACCUGGACAAGAGAACAGACAAAUCUGCCGUGUCGGGCGCCAUCCGGCUCCACAUCAGUGUGGAGAUCAAAGGCGAGGAGAAGGUGGCUCCCUACCAUGUCCAGUACACCUGUCUGCAUGAG
Molecule: messenger RNA, 625 nt
Organism: Carlito syrichta (Philippine tarsier)
Lineage: Eukaryota; Metazoa; Chordata; Mammalia; Primates; Tarsiidae
Product: protein unc-13 homolog A-like
Exons: 4
Biological process (GO): synaptic vesicle maturation; synaptic transmission, glutamatergic; dense core granule priming
Cellular component (GO): synaptic vesicle membrane; terminal bouton; plasma membrane
Molecular function (GO): calmodulin binding; calcium ion binding; syntaxin-1 binding
Source: RefSeq, a predicted model, not a curated record